Molecule: messenger RNA, 3279 nt
Organism: Clonostachys solani
Lineage: Eukaryota; Fungi; Ascomycota; Sordariomycetes; Hypocreales; Bionectriaceae
Source: the annotation of a GenBank genome assembly
AUGAGAUAUCACAUCGCUGCCACAGGGAUCUCCGUGGUCUACGAGCCCGAGCAUGGGCCGCCCGUCGCUGACAUCGUGCUCGUGCAUGGCCUGCAUGGACAUCCGUAUAGAUCAUGGACCGGCGCCGAACCACGCGUGCCCGACUCGGAGUCCUCGUCGCUGCUCCUGCCCGAGGCCUCGCUCGACAGCAACGAUCGCGGGCGAGAGGCCCUGCAGCGCAUGUUUUCUGGGCUGAGCACGAGUUGCUCGAAGCGGUCCUCCUCGGCGCCCCUGAGGUCUGGGGGAUACCCGUCUCUCGAGAGAGUGCCCGAAACGAUUGACGGCAGUCCUGCCUCUGUGUUCUGGCCCGCCGACCUGCUGCCUCGGGAAUGUCGGGACUCCCGAGUUCUCAUGUUCGGCUACGGCUCGGAGAUCACGAAAUACACGGCCGGCCAGCGUGAUAGAAAUACACUCCUUUCGCACAGCAGGGCCCUUUUGUGCUCCCUCGCCAGAGAGCGAUGUAUCGACCGCCCCUUGAUUUUUGUUGCGCACAGUCUUGGUGGGAUUGUCGUGAAAGAGAUGCUGGCGAGGUCAUCAGAAUCUCUCGAAAAGGAUCUCAACAACGUCGUUGAGUCCACAGCUUCAGUCAUCUUCUUGGGCACGCCACAUCGCGGAAGCCCAGAGCUUGCAUCCCUCGGCGAAUUUACCCUUGAUGCCCUUGGCCUGAAGACUGGUUAUCUUGAGCGCGCCAGGGAAACCUUUUCGAAGUUAUGGUAUAAGCACGACUUCCGGGUCAAGACUUUCCAAGAAGGCCUGGAUUUGGCGGGCAUCAGAAUCGGUACUCCUGGGAACAAGGUGGUGCCAGACGUCUCUUCGCUGAUUGGAGACCCUCGUGAGCGUGCCGAGACGCUGCAGGCGAACCACGAGGAGAUGUGCCGGUUCACUGGGAGUAAUGAUCCUAGCUACCGCAAAGUCGUUGGAGAGAUUCGUUCGGUAUAUGCCUCACUGAAGCAUCUCAACACGCAAAAUGUCCACCGUAGAGGUCGUAUACAACGCAACGGUAGUCGCCCUCUGGGUUACGGCACUGGCUUAAAACUAGAGCCAUGCAGAGGAGACCGAGCCGAUAAAAACACCGACGAUGAGAGGUCGUGCCUUCAGAGCUUGUGCUAUCCGAACAUGUACACCCACAGACAGAACAUUGAAUAUCCCAGCGAAGGGUCCUGCUCCUGGCUUUUCAAACACAAAACUUAUCAAGACUGGUUCCACAAUGAGAAUCGACAUGGACACGAGGGAUUACUCUGGCUGAAAGGGAAUCCCGGGACCGGCAAGUCGGUGCUGAUAAAGGAGGCAUUCCGCCGAUCGAUCGUCGCCCAGACUCAUCUCAACCACUCCACUGCCGCAUUCUUCUUCAACGCGAAAGGCGGUGAAAUGGAGCAUUCCCCUCAGGGCCUCUUCAGAUCCCUGCUGCACCAACUUGCGCAAGGCAACAGGGACUUGCUCCUCGAUUUUGCCAAGCUGUGGAGGAACAAGGUUCGUCACAUGGAGGAUGCUGCGGCAAGCACGGUUAGGUGGACCGAACACGAACUGCGAUUCUUCUUCCAGAACAAUACAGCGAGGCGUCAGUCUCAGCGUCGAGUCAUCAUCUUCAUUGACGCCUUGGACGAGUGCGACCAGGAAAAGGUUCGCCUCCAAGCCUACUUUUGGCGCCAACUGACGCAUUCGAACCCACAUCUGAGCGUCUGUCUUUCCAGCAGACACUUUCCCUCUUUUGCCGUCAUCAAUUGUCCAGAGAUAACAGUCGAAAGCCACAACGCACUCGAUAUUUCCGCCUAUAUAGAGCAUAGGUUUAAGCUCGGCGGCCUUGCAAGACCAAGAAACCGGAAGCUGUUGAGAAAGGCAAUCAUGGACAAGUCCAACGGGGUGUUUCUCUGGGUCAUCCUCGUGGUUGACGAGAUACUCACCAGCUGGGACGAUGGAAAAAACAUUCACUACCUGUUGGAGCAGGUUAAUGCCGUCCCUCGUGCCCUCCAGGCCUUUUACUCUCGAAUGUUCGGCUCACUGAGCCCAGCCGAGACGCAGGUGACCCUACGACUAUUCCAGUGGGCCACUCUCGCAACCAAACCUCUUUGUCUCGACGAAUGGCGCCACAUAUUAGCAAUUACCAGAAUACCGUCGCCGCAGUCCCUGCCAGAGUGGCGCAGAUCGGAUUAUUUCACAUGUGACGUCGAACAAUUGGAGAGUCGAAUUAAAAGUAUAUCGAAAGGUUUACUCGAAGUGACUAAAGCUGGAAGCAACGCUUUUGAUACUGUUUCCAUGCACGCCAGGGCUGGCUCUUUGGACCUAGAGCAGGAAGAGACCCGAACCGUCCAGGUGAAACACGAAUCGGUCCGCCAGUUCUUUUUGUAUGGAGACGGUUUCAUGAAUUUGGAUCCGAGUGUUGGGCCUAGUUCCGUCGGCAAUGGCCAUUUAUCCAUCAUGUCCAGCUGCCUCGAUUACUUAGAGAUGAGUGAGCUGGAUGCCCUCGUGGAUGGACACAAGCCGUCCGGUCAAAACGAAGCUCGGAAAAGAGAAGACAUGCUGCUUGCUACCGAUUCGGACACUGGAGACAGUUCUUCUUCUUGGCCUUCUACGCAGCCGGAUACCCCUUACUCGCUCCUGGCUCUAGACAUGAGCCAAUCUUUGAAGCUCCAGAGCAGGGAACAUUUGUCGGCCCAACCGGAGGCUCAUCCAACCGAAGACCCGCUACGGGGCUUCCAGGUUGAGGACGCGGAGCACAGGCCCAUCUACCUAUCUGCAAAUGAGCAACCUGUUGAAACUUUCAGCAUCAGCGCCGACAAGUGGAUUGCGAUAACACAAUGCUCCUCUGAACAAGCGUCGAUCGACGGGUCAACAGAGUUGUCCGAUGCACAGUCCUCAGUCCCUUUAGCCUCUGGAAGGGUCAAAGACUGUCCGGCACUCGUCUCAUAUGCGACGCAGGAAUUCUUCAACCACGCCCGGUUGGCAGAGUCGGACCUCGCAGACCCAAGCGCUCUAAUCAAGCGCCUGGUAAGUGACGGAGCGUGGAGCCGCUGGGCAGCCCUCCGGGACGAUAUUCCCACAGAAACUUCUCUGUCAAUGUUUGUCCGUGAUAUCAGGCUUCAUUCAUGGAUUCAAGAGGCCCGCGAGCUGGAGAGCCACGAACUUGAGAAGAGGCUGGGAAGACAUAGAGCCGCCGAGCCGUGGCAGGAAGCCAAGGCCGCCUUCGUCAAGAUCCUCAAAGUGGUAUAUGAUAAGCAAUGGUUCAGCCUGCACAGUCAAUGA